Dunckerocampus dactyliophorus (ringed pipefish) is the source of this 1958-nucleotide messenger RNA. RefSeq names its product nuclear factor of kappa light polypeptide gene enhancer in B-cells inhibitor, epsilon (gene nfkbie). The transcript has 6 exons. Lineage: Eukaryota; Metazoa; Chordata; Actinopteri; Syngnathiformes; Syngnathidae. Gene Ontology annotation, biological process: cellular response to lipopolysaccharide; signal transduction. Gene Ontology annotation, molecular function: protein binding. Gene Ontology annotation, cellular component: cytosol. The record is from RefSeq and is a predicted model, not a curated record. The coding region runs from base 362 to 1381 and encodes 339 amino acids.
UCCCCGCCUGACAAAAACAGCUCAGCUCUUCACAUGUCGUCUCUUCCUCUUCUCGCCUUUCAUUGCUCCUAUGCUCCCCGCCCGGAGGAACUGGUGCCGUUACCGGAUAUCUUGACGACAGGCAAACGGCUUCUUGUUCGUAAUGAGCGCAGCGUGUGUAGAAACUUUGAAAGGAGUCAGUAGCACGUCACAUUAGUAGUCCAUUGGCAUGAAAGGCACCAGCCCGUCGUUCGUGCCCACGGUUCUUCUCUUUACAAGCGACGGUCUUCAGGCUGUCCUCGGAGUCCCGGUCUCCGACGGUGACCCCCGCCUCUAGACCCGUUAACAGCACCCGGAAAUUAGUGAGGGGAUACCCACCACCAUGGCGAGCGGCGACUGUCGCAAAGAUGACUUUACCGAGGAAAACCGCGUGGACUCGGGCAUCGAGUCCUACCGCUCCAUGCUCAAGUCGGAGGAGCAGAGGACCGAACUCAGCGGUCCUCGGGACAAGUUUCCCCACGCGGAGGAGCGCUUGGAUUCGGCCUACGGCUCGGCAUCGCUCACGGUGGAGAGCCUGUCAGACAUAGUGGAGGGCUGCACUCUUGAGCGAGAAGCAGCGAACUCUGGACUCCCAGAACCGGAGGAGAACCUGAUCACAUCUAUAACUGAAGAUGGAGACACAAUCCUGCACUUGGCCAUCAUCCACGAGGAAGAAUUGAUCGCACAGCAGUUAAUCCAAAUAUUCCCCUCAGAAGUCCUGGACAUCCAGAACAAUUUGUACCAGAGCCCUUUGCAUCUGGCCACCUACCUGAACCUGGCAGAAGUAGUGAAGAGUCUGGUUGCCAAAAAGGUCAGCCUUGAGCUGCAGGACCAGGAUGGAAACACGGCGCUCCACGUCGCCUGCCACCACGGCCUGACGAUGUGCGCCACGGAGAUGACCAGUGAGAUUUCCCCCAGCAAGCUGGCGUUGGUCCUGGAAACCCAAAACUGGAGAGGUCUCGCCUGUCUGCACCUCGCCGCGCUCAACAGGCAACAGCAGAUUAUGAAGCUGUUGAUGAAAAAGGGCGCAGACCUGAAUAUCCAGGAAGGAACCAGCGGCAAAACGCCUCUCCACCUCGCCGUCGAGCAGCACGACGUUGCGUCGGUGAAGCUGCUGCUGAGCAGGGGGGCCAACGUGGACGCCGCCAUGUACAACGGAUGCACGCCGCUGCACCUGGCCGUGGGCAGGCAGGACGCCACCAUCGCCAACCUCCUUUGCCAGUCCGGCGCCGACACCAUGCUGCGGAACAUGGAGGACGAGACGGCGUUGGACCUGGCUGAUGGCAACAGUGAUAUUCUGGCUUUAUUUCCAUUUGAUGACAUUCAGAUCUCGGGGAGGUCAGUGGUUGGUGUGAACUUUUGAGCUGCAACGCAGACUCCGAAAGAUGACUCCGAGGAUCACGUCGGCUUCAACCAUUUGAACGGAACUGAACUAUUUGUAGUAUUUCUGAUUGAACCCGUAUUUAUAUGUACUAUAGGCACACAAUUGCUUCACAUAAACUUUAUGUCCCAGGACAAAGCUAAAGUGCAUUUCCGCUUCACCAUCUUCCAUUUGAACACUGAAAAAUCAAUACACCCGAUACACUCUGCUUGCUCCUUACUGUCACUUUCUAUCAGCACAUCCAUUCAAAUCUUUUCACACAUCUACCUCUUUCUCAUCAACAGUUUUGCUAGAAAUCGAGCUUAGUUUCCUGUUUCUCAAACAUCAUCAGAGCUAUAUUUUGCUGGGUUGCUUUAUUAAAAGUGUUUCAUUGUAGCUAUUACAAUGCUACGUAGCCCUAUAUGGAAUUGUAAUGUAUGACAUUAAAUUGUUUGGCGGUCAGAUUUCUGCUUUACUAUUUAGGGUUCAUUGCACUGGCCUGUUUAGAUGAUAAAAGCAAUUUUAUGCUCAUUUAUUUUGUAAUAAAAUGGAUUUUAAAAUGAUCACAUCACGUCCCGUG